Carlito syrichta (Philippine tarsier) is the source of this 3618-nucleotide messenger RNA. It is a transcript of the gene CNGB1, whose product is annotated as cyclic nucleotide gated channel beta 1. Gene Ontology annotation, biological process: retina homeostasis; monoatomic cation transmembrane transport. The transcript is spliced from 34 exons. NCBI's taxonomy places the organism in Eukaryota, Metazoa, Chordata, Mammalia, Primates, Tarsiidae. The record is from RefSeq and is a predicted model, not a curated record. Gene Ontology annotation, cellular component: plasma membrane; intracellular cyclic nucleotide activated cation channel complex; photoreceptor outer segment. The coding region runs from base 1 to 3618 and encodes 1205 amino acids. Gene Ontology annotation, molecular function: cGMP binding; intracellularly cAMP-activated cation channel activity; intracellularly cGMP-activated cation channel activity.
AUGUUAGGCUGGGUCCAGAGGGUGCUGCCUCAGCCCCCGGGCACACCUCAGAAGACCAAGAUGGCGGUGGAGGAGGAGGCAGAACCAGAGCCAGAGCUGGAGCAGGUAACGGAGGUAGAACCAGAGCCAGAGCCUGAACCAGCCCCAGAGGAGGCCAAGACACAGGCUGAGUCCAUGCCACCUGAAGAGCCACUGAGGAAGAAGGAAGUGGCUGCAGCCGACCCAAGCCCUGAGGAGACGCAGGAGGCUGUCCCCACUCUGCCCUCAUCCCUCCAGACCCAGACCACUGUGGUUCCUGAAGUGAACAGCUCCAGCAGAAGGAUGCUGACCUGGCUCCUGAAGGGCAUGGACAAGGUCGUUCCACAGCCAGUCCACAGCGGCAGGGAGGACCCAGCUCAGGUCCUUGGGCAUUGUGGCACUGGGGACGCAGGGUGUGCAGAUGGACCCAAUGAGGCCCAGGCCAAUGGGCCAUGGCUGCUCAGGUGGCUGGAGCAGAAUCUGGAGAAAGUGCUGCCACAGCCCCCGAAAAACUCUGAGGGCUGUAAAGAUGAGCCUGUGGAUGCUGACCUGGACCCAGCGCCUUCAGCGCUCCCCAGGGAAAUGGAGCCCGUGCCACAGGCCCUGGAGAGCCCCUCGCUGCCCAAUCCCGGCCCCACGGAGCCCACAGAGGAGCUGCUGGCUCCAGAGCCCCAGUCCGACUCCCAGGCCUCUUCCCUGAUGCCACCCAGGGAUCCUUCCAGGUUGGUCGCGUGGGUCCUGCACAGGCUGGAGAGUGCCCUGCCGCAGCCAGUACUCCAUGGGAAGACCAGGGAACAGGAGCCCGACGCCCCUGAGACAUGUGAGGUGCAGACCAUCAGCAUCCUCCCCAGAGAGCAAGUGGAGCCUGACCUGGUCCUAGAGGAGGUUGACCCUCAGGUGGAGGAUGACCCGAAGGAUGGCCCACAGAGUACAGACACGGUUCCAGCUGAUGAGGAAGAGAAUGAAGCCGUGGAGGAGGCACCCAGGGAGCUGCCCCCAAUUGAAGAGGAGAAAGAAGAUGAGGAGGAGGAUGGAGAGGAGGAGGAGGAAGAGGACAAGGACGAGGAGACAGAAGUCCUGCUGGAUAGCUGUUUGGUGGGUGCUGACCAGAGCAAAGCAGACAGGACCCAGCCCCAGAGCUCUUCAGACCAGGAGCUGCAAGAGGAGACCCAGGAGGAGAUCGAAAAGGAGGCGGAGGAGAAGGACGAGGAGGAGGCCAAAGAGGAGGCCGAGGAGGAAGCUAAGACCAAAGAGGAGGCCGAGGAGGAGGCUAAGACCAAAGAGGAGGCCGAGGAGGAGGCCGAGGCGCCCAGCUCAGGAGUGCCUGCCACAAAAGAGCACCCAGAAUUGCUGGUGGAAGACAUUGAUGCUGACAGCUAUCCCGUCAUCAUGGAGGAGAACCUAUCUUCAUCUGUGCUGCUGCCGCCGCCAUCUCCUGACACCCUCACGGUCCCGGGCUUGGCCUCGGAAACACACAGAAAGAAGCUGCAGUCUCCGGAUGAUGAGGAUGAAGAGCUCAAGGCGCUGUCACGAGCCGAGUCCCCAAUGAUCGCGUGGCCAGACCCCACCAACCCAAAGGAUACUGAUGACCAGGACCGUGCGACCUCCGCAGCUAGCAUGAACAGCACCCUCAUCAAUGACCGGCUCCAGGAGCUGGUGAAGCUCUUCAAGGAGCGGACAGAGAAGGUGAAAGAGAAACUCAUCGACCCUGAUGUCACCUCCGACGAGGAUAGCCCCAUGCCCUCCCCUGCCAAGAAAGCCCCAGAACCAGCUCCGGAACCAAAGCCUGCCGAAGCAGGGCCGACGGAUGAGGAGCACUAUUGUGACAUGCUCUGCUGCAAGUUCAAGCGCCGCCCCUGGAAGAUGUACCAGUUUCCACAGAGCAUUGAUCCACUGACCAACCUGAUGUAUGUCCUGUGGCUGUUCUUUGUGGUCAUGGCCUGGAACUGGAACUGCUGGCUGAUCCCCGUGCGCUGGGCCUUCCCCUACCAGACGCCAAGCAAUAUCCAUCUCUGGCUGCUGACAGAUUACCUGUGUGAUCUCAUCUACUUCCUGGACAUCACUGUGUUCCAGAUGCGCCUGCAGUUCGUCAGAGGCGGGGACAUCAUUACGGACAAAAAGGACAUGCGAAUUAACUACAUGAAAUCUCCGCGCUUUAAGAUGGACCUGCUUAGCCUCCUACCCCUGGAUUUUCUCUACUUGAAAGUUGGCGUGAACCCCCUCCUUCGCCUGCCCCGCUGUUUGAAGUACAUGGCCUUCUUCGAGUUCAACAACCGCCUGGAAUCCGUCCUCAGCAAGGCCUACAUUUACAGGGUCAUCAGGACCACGGCCUAUCUUCUCUACAGCUUGCAUUUGAAUUCCUGUCUCUAUUACUGGGCGUCGGACUACGAGGGCAUUGGCGCCACUCACUGGGUUUACGAUGGCGUGGGAAACAGUUACAUUCGUUGUUACUACUUUGCGGUGAAGACCCUCAUCACGAUUGGCGGGCUGCCUGACCCCAGGACGCUCUUUGAAAUCAUCUUCCAGCUGCUGAACUACUUCACGGGCGUCUUCGCUUUCUCUGUGAUGAUUGGACAGAUGCGAGACGUGGUGGGGGCCGCCACCGCGGGACAGACCUACUAUCGCAGCUGCAUGGACAGCACGGUGAAGUACAUGAACUUCUACAAGAUCCCCAAGUCCGUGCAGAACCGCGUCAAGACCUGGUACGACUACACUUGGCAGUCGCAAGGCAUGCUGGACGAGUCGGAGCUGAUGGUGCAGCUUCCGGACAAGAUGCGGCUGGACCUCGCCAUCGACGUGAACUACAGCAUCGUGAGCAAAGUGGCGCUCUUCCAGGGAGAGAUUGGUCGUGAGAUGUACAUCAUCAAGGCGGGCCAGGUGCAGGUUUUGGGCGGCCCUGAUGGGACGUCUGUGCUGGUGACGCUGAGAGCUGGAUCCGUGUUUGGAGAAAUAAGCUUGCUGGCUGUCGGGGGUGGGAAUCGGCGCACGGCCAACGUGGUGGCCCACGGGUUCGCCAACCUCUUCAUCCUGGAUAAGAAGGACCUGAACGAAAUUUUGGUGCAUUAUCCUGAGUCUCAGAAGUUACUCCGGAAGAAGGCCAGGCACAUGCUGAAAAGUAACAACAAGCCCAAGGAGGAGAAGAGUGUGCUCCUCCUACCCCCCCGGCCGGGCACCCCGAAGCUCUUCAGCGCCACCCUCGCUGUGACGGAGCAGAUGGGCGGCAAGGGGGCCAAGGCCGGCAAGCUUGCCCACCUCCGGGCUCGGCUUAAGGAGCUGGCGGCAAUGGAGGCUGCCGUGAGGCAGCAGGAGCGGCUGGAGCAGGCCAAGAGCUCGCAAGACGCCGCAGGAGAGGCAGGCUCGGCCGCCCCGGCCCAGUCCGGCGCCCCGGAGGAAGCCGCCCCGGCCCAGCCGGCGCUCCCGGAGCCCCCCGCGCCCCCGGCCCCGCGGUCUCCGCCGCCUGCCUCCCCCGGGAGGCCCGAGGAGGGAACGGCCAGGCCCGAGGAGCACGCGGUGCGGAUCCGCAUGAGCCCGGGCCCAGAGCCCGGCGAGCAGACCCUGUCGGUGGAGGUGCCGGAGGGGAAGAAGGAGGCGACGGAGUGA